Beta vulgaris subsp. vulgaris (sugar beet) is the source of this 1872-nucleotide messenger RNA. RefSeq lists its product as uncharacterized. The transcript has 3 exons. The coding region runs from base 1 to 1872 and encodes 623 amino acids. The record is from RefSeq and is a predicted model, not a curated record. Lineage: Eukaryota; Viridiplantae; Streptophyta; Magnoliopsida; Caryophyllales; Amaranthaceae.
AUGGAUCAAAAUCCUACAACUCCAGGGGGAGACGGGAGCAAUAACCGAAUACCGAUUGGAGAUUAUUACCAAACUCAACAACUCGGAGACGAUGAUGAUGCUUAUGAUGAUGAUGAUGAUGAAGAUGAAGCGAACCAAGGUGGAAAAGGUAAAGAUAAGAUACUAAAAGAAAGGUGGGGACAUGAUGAGGAUAUAGCAUUGGUCUCCGGAUACCUUAAUUGUGGUGGUGAUCCAUUAGUGGGAACAUACCAGUCAAAGGCAAAGCUUUGGAAAGAAAUCAAGCGCAUCUACGAUGUUGAAGUGGUAAAAAAACCAUCACUCAUCCACCCAAGGACCAUGAAGUCAAUUAAAGCGCAUUGGAGAACCAUCAACCGACUCGUGACUUUGUGGGUAUCGCAACUCGGUGAAGCCGAGCGAAUGAAAUCAAGUGGAAUGGCUAUUACGGAUGUAGAGGCUAAAGCUCAUGAACUAUACCAACAAAAACAAAAUAAUAAAGCUUUCAAAUUGUACCAUUGUUGGAUGGGAAUGAGACACCUUUCAAGAUGGCAACCCGGAUACGAUUCAACUGUUGUGAGUCAAUCAAGUUCAAAAAGGUCAAGUGAUGAAGUUGUAUCAGUCCGCCCGGAUGGUGCGAAGAAGGCUAAGGCACAAAGAAAAAUGAAAGGAGUAGCUACAAGUUUAGAUGAUUUCAACAACACUUUAAGUGAAAUGCAAGGUGAGCGAAUUACAAUAAGGAAAAAUAUAGAAGAAAUGAUGGAUUACCAAAAACAGCGAGAUGAAAAGAAAAUGAGGUUCAAGAUGUAUCAAUUGUUGAUGACCAAACCAUCUCUUGAUGCGGUUGAGUUCGAAUACUAUGAGAAGCUAAGAGAAGAGUUUAUGAAAACAAGAAGACUACGUAAUUCAACAAGUUGUUCAAACAAUUGUUGCUCCAAUCAUAGAAGCCACUCAAAGAAGAUCUCCCAAAAAAAAAAUAUUAUUCCAAGAGAUCGUGCUGAUGCAAAUCAAAGGUUAAUGAACGAUUACUUUGUUGAUCGUCCUCUAUAUACCGAAGACAUGUUCCGACGCAGAUUUCGUAUGCAUCACAAAUUUUUUCAACAACUACCAUACGCAACUGGGAAGCUAGGUGCCUCCACUCAUCAGAAAUGCACAGCAGCAUUGAGGUGUCUAGCAUAUGGAUCAGCAUCUGACGCAGUCGACGAGUACAUCAAAAUUGCUGAAUCAACAGCAAAGGAGUGCCUUGUGCACUUUGUGCAAGGAAUUCGAAAAGCUUUUACGAUCGAGUACCUAAGGAGGCCUACAAUAACCGACUUGCAACGCCUCUUACGUGACGGGGAAAGGCGGGGUUUUCCUGGAAUGAUGGGCAGCAUAGAUUGCAUGCAUUGGCAAUGGAAAAAUUGCCCACGAGCAUGGAAAGGGUUGUAUCAAGGUAGGUCCAAAUCUGCAACGGUAAUUCUAGAAGCCGUGGCCUCCGGAGACUUGCGGAUAUGGCAUGCAUUUUUCGGAACACCGGGAACUUGCAAUGAUAUCAAUGUAUUGGCACGCUCUCCGGUGUUUGAUGAUCUUUAUCAAGGAAGAGCUCCUGAGGUCACAUUUAAUGGAUAUAUAAGGGAUAUACCUAAAGAUGGGAAUACAUACAAAAUGGCAGUGUUCAUGCCAGCAAUGAUCCCACUAUCUCCCGUCGAUGAGUUGUUCACCAAACGUCAAGAAUCAGUUCGGAAAGACGUCGAACGUGCGUUUGGGGUUUUACAAGCACGCUUUGCAAUAAUACAAAGGCCAUCACUCAUUUGGGAUGAACACUUAAUGUGGGAAAUAAUGCUGGCGUGUAUCAUUCUUCACAAUAUGAUUGUCGAGGAUGAACGGGUAAUCAUCUAA